Condylura cristata (star-nosed mole) is the source of this 3976-nucleotide messenger RNA. It is a transcript of the gene TAFA1, whose product is annotated as family with sequence similarity 19 (chemokine (C-C motif)-like), member A1. Lineage: Eukaryota; Metazoa; Chordata; Mammalia; Eulipotyphla; Talpidae. The transcript is spliced from 5 exons. Gene Ontology annotation, molecular function: receptor ligand activity. The record is from RefSeq and is a predicted model, not a curated record. Gene Ontology annotation, biological process: positive regulation of microglial cell activation; neuroblast differentiation; regulation of neuroblast proliferation. Bases 160 to 618 code for a protein of 152 amino acids.
GGAGGAGUUAGAAUGCAGCUUUUUAAAUGCUUGAGAUAAAGCCUGUUGUGUAAAACAGGCAGUGUUUCAAACUGUCUCAUUGGUAGCCCAAAACUUUGAUUUAUUUUUGUAUUUUGGCAUUCUUUAGAGUUUGCUUUUACAGAAUUUAAAAAUGAAUUCAUGAUCUGCUCCAGAGUGCUUUCCCUCCAUCUCCCUUCAUGGCCUGACCUCUGCCAGAGAAUGGCAAUGGUCUCUGCGAUGUCCUGGGUCCUGUAUUUGUGGAUAAGUGCUUGUGCAAUGCUGCUCUGCCAUGGAUCCCUUCAGCAUACUUUCCAGCAGCACCACCUGCACAGACCAGGAGGGACAUGUGAAGUCAUAGCAGCUCACAGAUGUUGUAAUAAGAAUCGCAUUGAGGAGCGGUCACAAACAGUCAAGUGUUCCUGUCUCCCUGGAAAAGUGGCUGGAACGACAAGAAAUCGACCUUCCUGUGUGGAUGCCUCCAUAGUGAUUGGGAAAUGGUGGUGUGAGAUGGAGCCUUGUCUAGAGGGAGAAGAAUGUAAGACACUCCCUGAUAAUUCCGGAUGGAUGUGCGCGACAGGGAAUAAAAUUAAGACCACAAGAAUUCACCCAAGAACCUAACAGAAGCACUGGCACUGGUUAUAGUAGUAAAGAAAAACCAACUCUGCAGAAAAUACAUUUUAAGAAUUCAAAACACCUUACACAUUACAAGCCAAAUGGAUGUCUUAUUUGCACUUUGACUGGUUACCAGAUAAUCACAGUGCUUUUACCAUAUGUCCUGAAGUAUCCUAUAGGAAUAUGACCCAGAAUUUUUGGCAGCACCAUGGAAAUAAAAGGAUUUUCUCCACAAAAAUUUUCGGGAGGACAAGGAAUCAUCAACUGUCUUCUAAUUUGGAUCUAUAGUUACUUUGUACCAUUUGAAAAAAUAUAUGUAUAUAUAUAAUAUUUUGAAAUAUUAUAUAUUCUCUUCAAGAAAUGGACAGUACCACAGUUUGAUGCGGCUGGUGUACCUCUGAAUUUUGGAUGUUUGGUUUGGUUUUGCUAUCAUUUCUUUUUCUAUCAGCAAGGAAGACGUGUGCCCUUUUGAGAGAUCAACUUGACCCUGACACUGGAAGGCCGGCGACAGGUGGACUCCUGGAAUCUGAGGCAUCAGAACAAUACUGACUCAAGAGCUUCCUUCUGUUUCUACCAGAUGGUUCAAGGAAGCACAUCAUCCGUUUUAUUGCUUUCUACCCUCUGCAAUAUUAGCAUGCAAGCUUGGCUUACAUAAUCAUACUUUAUAUUCAAUUGAUAUAUAAUAACCGUUCUAACCUCUUCCAGGAAAAUAUUUUUAGAAAUACUAGCUUUUCCACAGAUAAGAAAAUGAGGAUUCUUGAGGGAGUUGCUCCAUCAUGCUGUUAAGACUCUGGCAGAGUUAAGGUAGAUAUGGACCCCUGUAUUAAUUAGUCCUGUAAAUACAAUGUCUCAAGGCUUUGUAUAGCUGUCCUAGACUGCGGAAAUAUCCUCAGAUUAAAUCCAAAAGUCUGGCAUCGUUAAGUACAUAGUGUUGUAGCAACAAGUCUUAUCAUGACACUUUUCCUAUGUUGAUUUGCUUUUUUCAAAAGGAUUCAGAUCUCUUCUGGUGAGAUAGGACAGCAUUAAAGCAAUUAGGUUUCAGAAUGAUCUAUGUGAGCAAAUGUUGGACAGCCCUAUUAAAAGUGGUAAAUAACUUCUUUAUAAACCUAUUUGUCUUUUUUUAUUUGAUACUAUUCCUUUUAGGCAAAUCCCAAGAACACCCCACACAGACGUUCCUUGUGAGCCAUAUAUACUUACCCCAUUAUAUUGUGGCUGUAUCUGCUUUUUUUCCCAAAGCCUUUUCCCUGGAAUGCAAAUUGUGAGGUUCUCUUAUUAGACCAGCAGCACACUGGCUCUCUAGUUUGGACUUUUCAAUACUUGACCUCAGGUAAGAUCCAGAGGUUUCUUCAUAUCUACCAAUACAGUCUGAAUCUAAUUAAAUGUGCAGACACUCUAGCAAUCUAGAUUGAUUCUACACCAUGAAUGCAUAUAGAGUAUUUAGAAAUGGAAAUGGAAUCCUCAUUGCAGAACCUGGGCUUCCCAAGUACUCACACAUAUUUGCCAGAAGAUUGCAUAAAAUAGAGAAUAGCAAAUCAGAAUUUCUUGGAUUUAUCACCUACAUCCAUGCACUAAGUAAGAUGUUAGAAAUUGAACUUCAUGAGGUAAAAACUGAAAUCAAAAAACCCAAACUGUUAUCUAUAUCUGUAAAUGGCAAAAUGUGGGGGAAAAUAACAUUUAAACAAACUAAAUAGAAAUAAUACUGAGGCAAUUCCAAGCCCUUUAAUACCUCAACAAGUGUGCCCUGUCUUCAAGGAAGACCAGAAAGGGGAAGCCAUGCAAGCAGCUCCCAGAGUGAAUUCAGCAUUUUGGGUGGUUACUUGACUAAUGGAGAGCCUGUACCCUGCCUACUGAGAAGCUAUAGAAAAUAUUUCUGCAUGUGAAUAUAUUCACCAUGCUGUCUCAGCUUCAGUUUUGCAAGAGAACCAGAAUGUGAACUUUAUGUCAGCUCUCCAAACAUUCUUAAAUGAAAUGAACUAAAAUGAGAUCAUUCCCAUUAAGAAUUCUAUGAACAUUUUUAUUCUCCAAAAUUCCCUAAUUAUGUGGCUGUUUCUAUAGGAUUAGUGUUUCCUGGAAUACCUUUUCAAAAGUCUGGAUCCUGAAUGAAAAUUCAGUAACAAGCAAAAACACACUCUUUUUUGUGAUCUCACAAAUGUACACUCAUAAUUCAUAAUGUGUGGCACUCACAGCUUUUCCUAAUCUAAAGCUAGACUCAGUAAGUCAACAAAGGAGCUGAUCUAAAAGUCAGGUCUGUUAGUCCAUUUCUUAUUAGUUACUUAAGGCAACAUCCUCGCAUGGAAAGACCUGGAGGAAGAAAUAGGGGCAGGGUUAGGCCAUAUCAGAAUCAGGCAGAAAUCAGUAAAAUUGUAUAAAUAUUUUUACAUGUCAUCAAAUUCCAUUUGGAUUAUCCAUGUCCCUUAUUUGACUUUAAAUUUAACUUAUAUCAGUUUAGAGAAUUCAGUAGCUGCCAUCUGCCUAUUGAAUCUUAAGAUUUAUAUUUUAAACACUUAUAUCACUUAUUUAUGAUAAUAAAAAGCUCAUCAUAGUAUGACUAAUAUUGAUUUUGAACUUGUGCAUUAAGUAUGAUAAGUAAGGUUAUAAUUAGAGAAAAUGAAAAGUUUCAUCCAGAGCCCUUCUCUAAGUGAAAAUGAAAAUGUCUUGUUUCACAAGACAAGAUUUUCAACUAAGGUAAAGCUCAUUUGCUGGUGUUUUUUGUAUAAUUAAAUUUAUCUAUCAAUAGACUUGGCAAGAAUAUAUAGAAGUUUUACAACUUGGCUUUUUUCCAUUAUAGAAUGGUGAAGAAUGUUUUUACCAACACACAAUCCAACAUUUUUUUCUGAUCAAACUCAGUGUAACAUUCACAAAGCAAUAUAGUGAUUUUAUAGUGCAGUAUAUUAUACCACCUUGCCAUUGUCACUGUUAUAGUAAGUUAUGGAGGACAUAAAAAUUGUUUAUAUGAGGAGAUCCACAUAUUUUUCACCUAUAUAGCAUAGACACUCCUUCCUAGAAGGUUAAAUGUCAGAAUACCAAUUUCUCUUUUAAUUAAGUGUGACAUUCCCAUUUGAAAAUCUGUUAGGGUUUGGUUGACAAAGAAAUGUGUCAUGUCUCUUUAUGUGAGCUGUCUGCCUUCAAAAUAAAAGAUUUAGUGUCUGGAUAAUUCUAGGGCUCAACCUUUCUCACAUUUAAAAAUAUGGGAGAACAGUGGGGUAGGCACCAUGGGGGCUUGUGGUUAGUGGCAGGAGUGACAGAAUCUGAUUCCCUAGCAGUCAUGGGCAUGAUACAAUAGUGAUGAAACAGAAUCAUGUUCACACUGCAAAGUAAAUUAAAGAGGAAGCCACUGAUUACACACACACACACAGACACACAA